GCCCCGGGAUCCCGGGAGAGCGCGGCGGACGGCGUCAGCCCCACGCCCCGCCCCGCCCCCUCCGCCGGCUCACGUGACCGGCUCUGGGCCAGCGCAAACCAUGGCCGGCAUGGUGGACUUCCAGGAUGAGGAGCAGGUGAAGUCCUUUUUGGAGAACAUGGAGGUGGAGUGCAACUACCACUGCUACCACGAGAAGGACCCGGACGGUUGCUAUCGGCUGGUGGACUAUUUGGAAGGGAUCCGGAAGAAUUUUGAUGAGGCUGCCAAGGUGUUGAAGUUUAACUGUGAAGAGAACCAGCACAGCGAUAGCUGCUACAAACUGGGGGCCUACUAUGUGACUGGAAAAGGUGGUCUGACCCAGGACCUGAAAGCUGCCGCCAGGUGCUUUUUGAUGGCGUGUGAGAAGCCUGGAAAGAAGUCAAUAGCAGCAUGUCACAACGUUGGCCUCCUGGCACAUGAUGGACAGGUUAAUGAGGAUGGCCAGCCUGACCUGGGAAAGGCCAGGGACUACUACACAAGGGCCUGUGAUGGUGGCUAUACUUCCAGUUGCUUCAACCUCAGUGCCAUGUUCCUGCAGGGUGCCCCAGGCUUUCCCAAGGACAUGGACCUGGCAUGUAAAUACUCCAUGAAAGCCUGUGACCUGGGUCAUGUCUGGGCCUGUGCCAAUGCCAGUCGCAUGUACAAGCUGGGGGAUGGUGUUGAUAAGGAUGAGGCCAAGGCCGAGGUGCUAAAAAAUCGAGCCCAGCAGCUACACAAAGAACAGCAGAAAGGUGUCCAACCCUUAACAUUUGGGUAAUGUGGUCCACCCUCCCUCCCAGGCAACAAACUGCUUGAGGCUGGCAGCUCCUGUUUCUGAAGACUGAUGCAGCCCUUGAAGGUCAACCUGCUGGAGCAAAAAAACUUGGACUUGAAUUUGUAGCUCCAUUUACAUGGAUCCAUUGUCCCAGCUACUGGAGUAUAGCCUACAAUAUUUAUUUCAGUCAAUAUUCCUUUGUGUGUUCUGUACAAUGUUUAUUACAGUCAAUAUUCCUUCAUCUGGGUGUUCUGUGAAGAUAGCCAUGUUUAUGGGGGUCUUAGUUUUCAAACUCUGGCAACUCUGUGAAAAAUAGGAGCAAACUAGAGAGCCUUAGAGAUUGGUGGUAGGGAGGGGAGGAUAGCAGGAAGUUUGAAAAAUUAGCAGCCCCAGGGCCUAAAGGAAUCAGCUAUCAUCAUUUUCAUCAUUAUUAUUAUUUUGGUUAGGAUGGCUUGAAAAUCAGAACGUAUCUUGGUUUACGUAAUUGACGUCUUAAAGAACUAAGAACAGUUAAAUAGUCACAACUACCACCCUCUGACUUACAUAAUCAUUGGUGUGGGCUUCAUUUUGCCUUUAGAGUCACAUCUUUCAGUAAAUUCAUAGAGAUCAAGAGGGACGUGCAACAUACAGCUUAAAGGCUGUUAUGCUUCAGGGUUGCUGAAGAAGAUGAAACGUCAGCCUGCCAUCGUCUAGAAGAGACAUUGGCAGUUAAAAAUUAGCACCACCAGUGUAGUCGCCUGGCACUGCCUAUCAUGCUGAGGGAGCAGAUUCUUCCCAAGGCAGCUUCAGCUAGGAGUUUGUAAGCAAGGACUUUGUGACACAUUUGUCCCCUGGAACUGAGCCUUUUUAACUGUCCCUGUGAAUAAACAAUUUUGAGUGA
This is a messenger RNA of Pongo pygmaeus (Bornean orangutan), 1673 nucleotides long. It is a transcript of the gene COA7, whose product is annotated as cytochrome c oxidase assembly factor 7. The coding region runs from base 101 to 796 and encodes 231 amino acids. Gene Ontology annotation, molecular function: protein binding. NCBI's taxonomy places the organism in Eukaryota, Metazoa, Chordata, Mammalia, Primates, Hominidae. The record is from RefSeq and is a predicted model, not a curated record. Gene Ontology annotation, cellular component: mitochondrial intermembrane space. The transcript is spliced from 3 exons.